UUUAACUCUGAAAUUGAGCAUCUCUCUAAUACAAUUCAACAACUAGCUGAUAAGCAAGGAAAUGUAAAGGAAAGAUAAGUUGAUUGGUUGUAGAUUGACUUUAUUUUCUGUGCAUAAUUCCUUGAAUCGUUGACCAGGGUAUUCCUGCACUUGGGAAAAAUAUGAAAAUAAGAAUAUUUCACACAUUCAAAGUUUAAAUUUGCGGUAUGAAUCUAAACAUAACUUUAAAAUUCAACUUAUUACACACUAUGUAGUCUGUAUAAAUGUACUUAUGUUGUAUGUAAACUUAUCUAUGUUCUGGAGGCACACAUAACACACACUCUGUGUUAACACAUUUUCUCUUGGGGGACAAUAAAAUCUAUCCAAAAUAUUUUUAAAUGUUCCUCUUCAACAGAGGCUUGCAGGAUCCUCAAAUCAACUCCAUGAAUUCCUCAUCUUAUGGCUUUAACGUGUCGAGUGGUCCGAGUUAUCGAGACUCUUUCAGCACAGCUGUGGCCAAAAAUGUGAUUAUUCUGGCUCUUGGUCUUAUCAUCAACUAUAUCAAUGGCACCCUGAUUCACACAUUCAGAAAACACCAGAUAUUUUAUGUGAAUCCCCGUUACAUCCUAUUCAUCCACCUGGUGGUGAACGAUAUGAUCCAGCUUACUACAACAAUCUGCCUGUUUGUCUUCAGUUAUAUUUUCUACAAAAUUAAUGUUUCCCUUUGUUGCCUCAUUAUUACCUGUGCUGUCUUCACCACCCUCAACACUCCAUUAAAUUUAGCUGUCAUGGCAGUGGAGUGCUACAUUGCUAUUUGUUUACCACUGCGACACACUGACUUGUGUACAAUCAAAAGAACAUAUAUUCUGAUUGGAUGGAUUUGGGCCAUGAGUGUGGUCUCAACCCUGCCAGAUGUGUUUAUUAUUCUGGCAACAGAGCCUGUAGAGUUUUAUUAUUCCACAAUUUUUUGUGACAAGGAUAACCUGUUCCGACAUCCUAUACACCUGAAAAAGAGGGAUGUUUCCUACAUAAUUUACCUAAUUGGUGUUUGGCUCACGCUCUUCUACACUUACUUCAAGAUCUUCUUUGCUGCUAUAAAAGCUAAAGCAGCUAAAGCAGCUGAUGGAGAUGCAAAGAAGGCCAGGAAUACAAUCCUGCUCCAUGGUUUUCAGCUACUGUUGUGUAUGCUAACAUAUAUAGCCCAUAUCUUAAAAAGUGCUGUGGUGUACUGGUUUCCUAACCAUUAUGUACAUUUAAUCUUUGUUAGCUAUAUCAUCAUCCAGAUCCUUCCCAGGUUUGUCAGUCCUAUUGUGUACGGGCUACGAGACAAGACAUUUAGACAGCAUUUGAAAAAGUAUCUACUGUGUACAGUGAGAGUAAGCAUCAAACCAUGGACUGAAGCGAAACAAACUAGUUAGAUUGAUAAAUCUUUUAGUAUUUUCAUUUGCCGUAACAUACUUAUCAAACUGUAAAUCCACUUUCUACUUACACUUAGCUUUUAUAAUUAUAUCCACUUUGUACUUAAUUUAUCUUAGCUGUAUUAUAGUGUAUUGUAUUUUAAUUUGCUUAGUACUUCUA
Siniperca chuatsi (mandarin fish) is the source of this 1557-nucleotide messenger RNA. Its product is annotated as odorant receptor 131-2-like. Gene Ontology annotation, molecular function: G protein-coupled receptor activity. The coding region runs from base 378 to 1397 and encodes 339 amino acids. The record is from RefSeq and is a predicted model, not a curated record. Lineage: Eukaryota; Metazoa; Chordata; Actinopteri; Centrarchiformes; Sinipercidae. Gene Ontology annotation, biological process: G protein-coupled receptor signaling pathway. The transcript has 2 exons. Gene Ontology annotation, cellular component: membrane.